GCGCAGCCCCUCUGUAAGGGAGAGAAGCGAGCAGCCCGGGACCCUCCCCUCUUCCAGGCGCACCGCGGUGGCAGUUAUUGGUGGCGGUUGUUGACACCGGAAGGACUCCCGCCUCACCUCACCCACCGCCCCCCACCCCCACCCCCACCCUGGGAAAGGCGAGACUCGGGAGACAGAACAAAGGCGAAGCCCGGCCGAGAAGGCGGACCGAGUAGCCUCGUUUGAUUGUCAAUCACAACGUGAGAAAAAAACAAAAACCUGAUUGCUUUGUCCUGGGAAAUAGUAACCCUGACGAAUACACCUGCUCGCAGGGGACAGAGGAGAUGUGAUGGAGCUGCUUGAAGAAGAUCUCACGUGCCCAAUUUGUUGCAGUCUGUUUGAUGAUCCGCGAGUUUUGCCUUGCUCACACAACUUUUGCAAAAAAUGCUUAGAAGGGAUCUUAGAGGGGACUGUGCGGAAUUCCUUGUGGAGAUCCUCUCCAUUCAAGUGCCCUACAUGCCGUAAGGAAACUUCAGCUACCGGAGUCAAUAGCCUGCAGGUUAAUUACUCCCUGAAGGGUAUUGUAGAAAAGUAUAACAAGAUCAAGAUCUCUCCCAAAAUGCCGGUGUGCAAAGGACACUUGGGGCAGCCUCUCAACAUUUUCUGCCUGACUGAUAUGCAACUGAUUUGUGGGAUCUGUGCUACUCGUGGUGACCACACCAAGCAUGUCUUCUGUUCUAUUGAAGAUGCCUAUGCUCAGGAAAGAGAUGCCUUUGAGUCCCUCUUCCAGAGCUUUGAGACCUGGCGUCGGGGAGAUGCUCUUUCUCGCUUGGAUACCUUGGAAACUAGCAAAAGGAAAUCUCUACAGUUACUGACUAAAGAUUCAGAUAAAGUAAAGGAGUUUUUUGAGAAGUUACAACAUACAUUAGAUCAAAAAAAGAAUGAAAUCCUGUCUGACUUUGAGACCAUGAAACUUGCAGUUAUGCAAGCCUAUGACCCCGAGAUCAACAAACUCAACACCAUUUUGCAGGAACAACGAAUGGCCUUUAACAUUGCUGAGGCUUUCAAAGACGUGUCAGAACCCAUCAUAUUUUUGCAACAGAUGCAGGAGUUCAGGGAGAAAAUAAAAGUAAUCAAGGAAACUCCUUUACCUCCCUCUAAUUUGCCCACAAGCCCUUUAAUGAAGAACUUUGAUACCAGUCAAUGGGAAGACAUAAAACUAGUAGAUGUGGAUAAACUUUCUUUGCCUCAAGACACUGGCACAUUCAUUAGCAGGAUUCCCUGGAGCUUUUAUCAGUUAUUUGUGGUAGUCAUUCUGCUUAGCUUUCUUAUUUUCUUUGGUCCCACCAUAUUCCUAGAAGGGUCUUUAUUUGAUGAAUUCACAAGUUGGAAAGACCAUCUCUCAAACUUCAGUUCCUAUCUGACUAAAUCAGCUGAUUUUGUAGAACAAUCAAUGUUUUACUGGGAACAGGUGAUGGAUGGGUUUUUCAUUUUCAGUGAAAGAUUUAAGAAUUUUACUUUGGUGGUGCUGAACAAUGUGGCAGAAUUUGUGUGCAAAUAUAAACUACUAUAAAAUCUGUUGCAAGUGUAUGGUUCUCUGUCUUUUGUUAGAAAUUUGUUAAAGAGCUGAGUGGUAGUUCAGAUUUGGUCAAGAUUUCAGUCAGAUAUCUUCCUGCAAAAGUAUUCCUUUCAAAAAUAAUGUCCUAUACGUGUUGUUCAAAUUAGGUAGCAUAAAGAUAAAUGUGAGAUUUAAUACUAAGUCCUGAACCCUCCUUCCUUUUUAAAUAGUGCUUUUGUAAUACUCCUCCUACCCCCAAUAUUGGUUGUGUUUAUGCUAUGGAAAAGAGGUGAAAGAAGAGCACAUGAUCUAAUAUUAUGUAAAUGAGGUAGUGUAACAGUGAUUGUUCAUUUAAACAUGUAAUAAAGACUACUCUUGUGAAGCAA
Molecule: messenger RNA, 1923 nt
Organism: Odobenus rosmarus divergens (Pacific walrus)
Lineage: Eukaryota; Metazoa; Chordata; Mammalia; Carnivora; Odobenidae
Gene: TRIM13
Product: tripartite motif containing 13
Exons: 4
Coding region: 329-1552 (407 amino acids)
Biological process (GO): innate immune response; positive regulation of macroautophagy; positive regulation of canonical NF-kappaB signal transduction
Molecular function (GO): zinc ion binding
Source: RefSeq, a predicted model, not a curated record